This is a messenger RNA of Saccharomyces eubayanus, 1254 nucleotides long. It is a transcript of the gene POT1, whose product is annotated as acetyl-CoA C-acyltransferase. Gene Ontology annotation, biological process: phenylacetate catabolic process; fatty acid beta-oxidation. The record is from RefSeq and is a predicted model, not a curated record. Gene Ontology annotation, cellular component: peroxisome. NCBI's taxonomy places the organism in Eukaryota, Fungi, Ascomycota, Saccharomycetes, Saccharomycetales, Saccharomycetaceae. Bases 1 to 1254 code for a protein of 417 amino acids. The transcript has a single exon. Gene Ontology annotation, molecular function: acetyl-CoA C-acyltransferase activity.
AUGUCGCAAAGAUUACAAAGUAUUAAGGAUCAUUUGGUGGAGAGCGCCAUGGGGAAAAGUGGAACAAAAAAGAAAAACUCGUUGUUGGAAAAGAGACCAGACGAUGUAGUUAUAGUAGCUGCUAACAGGUCUGCUAUUGGCAAGGGCUUCAAAGGUGCUUUCAAGGAUGUGAACACGGACUACUUGCUGUAUAAUUUCCUCAAUGAAUUCAUUGGAAGGUUUCCGGACCCCCUAAGGACGGACUUGAAGUUGAUCGAAGAGGUUGCCUGUGGUAAUGUUCUCAACGUGGGGGCGGGGGCUACGGAACAUAGAGCUGCGUGCUUGGCGAGUGGGAUCCCAUACUCUACGCCGUUUGUGGCUUUGAACAGACAAUGUUCUUCAGGGUUGACGGCGGUAAACGAUAUUGCCAACAAAAUCAAAGUCGGACAGAUCGAUAUUGGUCUAGCACUGGGCGUGGAGUCAAUGACCAAUAACUAUAAAAAUAUCAACCCAUUGGGCAUGAUCUCCUCUGACGAGUUGCAGAAGAACCGUGAAGCGAAGAAAUGUCUAAUACCAAUGGGUAUAACAAACGAAAACAUUGCUAGCAAUUUCAAAAUCUACAGAAAAGAUCAGGAUGAAUUCGCUGCAAAUUCUUAUCAAAAGGCUUACAAGGCCAAGGAUGAAGGGCUUUUCGAUGAAGAGAUUCUACCCAUAAAAUUACCAGACGGCACAGUUUUCCAGAAAGAUGAAGGGCCACGCCCUAACGUCACGGCGGAAUCACUUGGGAGCAUCAAGCCUGCGUUUAUCAAGGACAGAGGCACUACCACUGCAGGUAAUGCGUCUCAGGUCUCUGACGGUGUCGCCGGUGUCCUAUUGGCCCGCAGGUCUGUAGCCAACCAGUUGGAUUUGCCCGUGCUAGGCCGCUACAUCGACUUUCAAACAGUGGGGGUUCCACCUGAAAUAAUGGGUGUGGGCCCCGCAUACGCAAUACCAAAAGUUUUGGAAGCAACUGGUUUACAAAUCCAAGAUAUUGACGUUUUCGAAAUCAACGAAGCCUUUGCCGCUCAAGCUUUAUACUGUAUCCAUAAACUAGGCAUUGAUCUGAGUAAGGUAAACCCCAGAGGUGGUGCGAUCGCGCUGGGCCACCCGCUGGGCUGUACCGGCGCAAGACAAGUGGCUACUAUACUAAGAGAAUUGGAAAAGGACCAGAUCGGAGUUGUUAGUAUGUGUAUUGGUACUGGUAUGGGUGCUGCAGCUAUCUUUGUUAAGGAGUGA